ACAGAGAUGGUAUAAUCCCAAGCUCACGGACAACUAAUUUGAUACUGCUAGUGAAGCAAGUCAAUAUACUCCUGGGAACCCCUCAUAGAAAUUAAUAUAAGAUAUGAUUUUCAUAUGGCUGAUGGGGAAGGAGAAUGGAGCUACUCCAAGAAUUCUAGGCGUCCAGAAAUAUAUUUUCGUGAGACCAAGCCAGUGGUUGAGAAUGCCAUAAAAGAAGUGUACACAACUCUUCUCCCCAAAACUAUGAUCAUUGGCGACCUAGCAUGCGCUGCGGGGCCAAACACAUUGCUCUUCAUGUCCAGUGUUAUAAGCACCAUUGUUGAACACUGUAAAUCUAGUAGGGAUGAUUCCGUGGAACUUCAAUUCUUCUUGAAUGACCUUCCCGGCAACGACUUUAACGAACUAUUUCGGUUAAUUGAGAAGUUCAGAAGGCCAAAUAUAACGGGUGAAAGGGCACAUCUACCACCUUUUUAUUAUAUUCAAGGGUUACCAGAAUCCUAUUAUAACAGGCUUUUUCCCCGUGAAAGUGUCCACAUAUUCCACUCUUCAUACGGUCUUCAUUGGCGCUCCCAGGAACUUGAGGGACUAGAGUCGUGGAGAAAAACUUAUCUAAAUGAAGACAACAUUUACAUUACAAAGACCACAACACCUUUUGUGGUGAAACAAUUCCAGAAGCUGUUCUAUAAGGACUUCUCCCUCUUCCUAAAGUUGCGUCACGAAGAACUUGUGCAUGGAGGGCAAAUGGUUCUUAUAUUUAAUGGGAGAAAGGAUGAGGAUGUAUACAAUGGUGAUCUUAAUAAACUUUUUGCAUUGGUUGCAAUAGCAUUAAAGUCUCUUGUUUUGAAGGGCCUUGUGGACAAGGAAAAGCUACAAUCUUUCAAUCUACCAGUCUACGGGCCAUCAGUUGGAGAAGUGAAAGAACUAGUCAUGCAAAGCCAUUUAUUUAACAUGAAUCUAAUCAAACAAUUUGAGACGAACUGGGAUCCUUUUGAUGAUUCAGAAGGUGAUGAUGUUGAAGAUAAUGCCUGCAGUAGCAUGAACAUUGCUAAGUUUAUAAGACCUGCACUAAAGUCUUUAAUUGUUCGCCAUUUCGGAGAAACCAUAAUUGACGCAUGGUUUACCGAGUUCAAGAGCCUUGUUGCUGAGCACCUUGAAAAGGAGAAGACCAAGUUCACCAUCAUCGUCAUGUCCUUGAAGAAAGAAUAAUAUAGAUCGAUGUGGGUGUUGUUUCUCAAAUUUCUUUUACUCAAAUACCAAAGAAUUAUAUAAUAUAUAGACAUGUGUGUAGCUACUCCUAUAUGUGUAUCUCAAGAUUCAGGGUGUAUAUGAGCCAAUGAAGUGUAUGUACAUGCAAUAUAUACUAUAGACCAUUUGGGAUAGUAUGUAUGCCAUAUAUGAAAGUAUACACAGAGUAUAUUGUUAUAUUUA
Sorghum bicolor (sorghum) is the source of this 1428-nucleotide messenger RNA. RefSeq names its product benzoate O-methyltransferase. Gene Ontology annotation, molecular function: S-adenosylmethionine-dependent methyltransferase activity. Gene Ontology annotation, biological process: methylation. The record is from RefSeq and is a predicted model, not a curated record. The coding region runs from base 115 to 1206 and encodes 363 amino acids. The transcript is spliced from 4 exons. NCBI's taxonomy places the organism in Eukaryota, Viridiplantae, Streptophyta, Magnoliopsida, Poales, Poaceae.